GGGCACAGCUGAGAAUCAGGACCAUUACAAAAAGAAGCCUAACGGCCACCUCCACGAUUUUUGUUCUUCUUCUUCAUUUGUUCGUCGUGCGGCCGCAGUCACUCGUUUGUCAUAUCCGCAGUGCCGUCACUCCUUGCAGUCAGCAAUCACGAUAUAUCUUUCUGCUCAUUUUGUUUUAUAUCUUUUAUUUUCCCCCGGAUCUCAUUCAAGAUGCGUGUGCUUGCUCUCGCUGCCCUCGCGGCGCCGCUUGUCUCGGCCCUGCAGUUCACUGAUCCCGUCGCCAAUGCCACCCUUCACAAGGGUGAGACCUUUGACCUGAAGUGGUCCACCGUCGAUACCGACCCCACCGACUUCAGCGUGUACCUGGUCAACUUUGUCAACUGGCCUCCUUACUAUACGCCUUUGGCCUAUAACAUUGAGCCUUCUUCCGGCGAGCUCAGCGUGACCAUUCCCUGCGACAUUGAUAGCUCCUAUGGCUGGCAAUUCAAUGCUAUCAACGGGACCAACGUCUACGUUAUCUAUGCCCAGACGCCCAAGUUCUACAUCAGCGGUGGUCCCUGCUCGGUUGAUUCGCCCUUCCCGACCGGGGCGCCCUCGAGCUGCGCGCCGGCGGCCACCGUUACCGUCACGGUGAGCACAACCCUUUCGCAGUCUUCCUUCUCCACUCUUCUCUACGCCAACUCCACCGGAACCGCCAGCCCUACUACUCUCAUGAAGCCCGCCACCAUUACCAAGUCCCCCAUUCCUGGAAAGUGUCCUGACACCAUUGGCUGGGGCCCUUCAGGCUACGGUAAUCCCGUAAAGCUGGCCGCUGUCCCUACCGGUCCCGGUGACGUCCCCGCGCCGGCCACCACCGCUCCGCCCAUGAUCAACGGUGCUGCCUUCUUUGCCGAGACUGGCAGCACGAGCACCAUCUACCACACCGUCUACAAGGAUCUCUCUGAGGUCCAGGAUUGCAUGUGCUAAGCAACAUGGCUCGUGCUGCCAUGCGAGAAACAAAGACGAAGGAAGCUUGAUUGAUGGAAGGAUUUAAGGAUGUGAUGGAGGGUGUUUUGUUAGG
Neurospora hispaniola is the source of this 1060-nucleotide messenger RNA. RefSeq names its product Ser-Thr-rich glycosyl-phosphatidyl-inositol-anchored membrane family-domain-containing protein. The transcript is spliced from 2 exons. Bases 211 to 966 code for a protein of 251 amino acids. NCBI's taxonomy places the organism in Eukaryota, Fungi, Ascomycota, Sordariomycetes, Sordariales, Sordariaceae. The record is from RefSeq and is a predicted model, not a curated record.